GCAUGCCGGACCAAGGUGUACGACUUCAGCGACGGAAUAUCUCAGUACGCCUGGUAUCCGUGCACCGCCAACAACACUCACACUGUUUUCUGGCUCAAGGCGUAUUUCUCCCAGCCGAUGGUAGCGGCGGCUGUGCUUAUCCACUUGGUGACAGACGGGACGUGGUUGCACAUGGAUCUGGAGCAAAAACAGGAAUCUGUUAUCGUACAGCUCAUCGACACAAAAGACCAGCUCCAUAAUCUCGGGUCCCACAGCCUUAGCUGCCGGAAGAACCCUUUGGUGAUCCCCGUCAACCACGACCUCAGCCAACAUUUCUACCACACCCAGGCGAUCCUCAUCACCUUCAGCUCUCCCUUCGUGGCCAUCUCUGGGGUGGCCCUGCGCUCCUUCCAUAACUUUGAUCCCAUCACCGUCAGCAGCUGCGAGAACGGGCAGACGUACAGUCCGGCCGAACAGAGCUGUGUCCGAUAUUCUUGCAAAGCCGCCACCUGCCAGGAACUGGACAUCGAGAACGCAGAGCUGACCGUCACCAGGAAGGGGGGCUUCAUCGGCGCUCAGUGCAACGUCACCUGCCACCGAGGGUACCUCCUCCGGGUCCAGAGGGACAGCAACCCUGUCAAGCAUCAGAUGGAGUCCAGCAUCACCAUGACAUGCAUAGAUGGGAGAUGGAACCAGCAGGUGUCCUGUGAGCCCAUUGACUGCGGGAUCCCCGACCAGUAUCAUAUCUAUCCAGCCACCUUCAAUUGCAGCGAGGGGACCACUUUUGGGAAGAGAUGCUCCUUCACGUGCAAAGCUCCUGCACAGCUGAAAGGAACCAACAACGUCCUGACAUGUUUGGAGGAUGGCUUGUGGUCCUUCCCGGAAGCCCUGUGUGAGCUGAUGUGCCGGGCUCCUCCCACGAUCCCCAGCGCAGACCUCCAGACGGCCCGCUGCCGGGAAGGGAAGCAUAAAGUGGGCGCCCUUUGCAAGUACAAAUGCUUGCCGGGGCAUCACGUGGCCGGAUCCUCUCGGAAGGCGAGGAAGAGGGUGUUUAAGAUUCAGUGCACCAAAGACGGCAUCUGGCAGGAAGGCGCUUGCGUCCCGGUUACCUGUGAACCCCCGCCUUCCAAGUUCCAUGGACUGUAUCAGUGCACGAACGGCUUCCAGUUCAACAGUGAGUGCAGGAUCAAGUGCCGAGAGGAGAGCCAGCCGGGUCGUGGGAACAACGUGAUCCACUGCCGGAAGGAUGGCACCUGGAGCGGAUCCUUCCACCUCUGCCCGGGGAUGCAAGGCCAGUGCACCCUCCCCACGCAGCUGAGCAGCGGCCUCAAACUGCAGUGCUUGGAGGGAUACAGCAUAGGUGCUCAGUGCAACAUCCUCUGCCCGGACCAUCACAAUGAGCCCAUCCUGUUGCGACCCAACGAGACUUUAGAAGACGUAAAACACUGGAUGAAUCCUCCGAGAGUAAAGAAUGUCGUCUGCACCGCCGAACUGAAGUGGUAUCCGCAUCCGGCCCUCAUCCAUUGCAACAAGGGUUGUGAGCCUUUCAUGGGGGACAACUACUGUGAUUUCAGCAACAACCGAGCCUUCUGCAACUACGAUGGCGGAGACUGUUGUGCAUCGACCGUGAAGACUAAAAAGGUCAUUCCCUUCCCUAUGUCCUGCGACCUGCAAGGGGCUUGUGCCUGUCUGGAUCCCGGCGCCCAGGAACACAAGCAACGGGGUCAUCGCGAGCUCAGUUUUGGAUAAGGCGGCGCACCCCGAGGGACGGAAGAGGAACACCACUAAGCCUGGCAAGGAGAGCGAGUGCGAGAGUGAGAGAGAGCGAGAGAGAAAGAGACAUCACUGGAGGCCCCCCUCCUGUUUUUGUUGGUAUUUGUUUUAAAACCGUUUCAGCUGCUCGGUUCAAAUUUUUUUGCACCAGGGACCUUUAGAAUGCAACCAAUCUGCCUUUAAUUUCUUUCCCAAGGAGAACGAAAAAAAAUGGUUUGGAGUUGUGGGAGGGAGGGGGGAGAGGACAGAGAGAGGAGGAAGUGGCCGCAUUAGACAUAUCUUAACUAUCAAGAACAAGCAAAAUGACAAAGCGACAAAAUAGAUGAGGAGGACUUCCGGGUCUCGAGAAGUGGGGGAAAAGAAGCAUGCGUUAAAUGCAGUUCUGCAUCCGUCUCGUUGGAACGACGUGCGGUUUUACGUUUGCCCAUCUUUCGGUUAAGUUUUGCUCUUUCUGAACAUUUUUUUUUUGUAUCCAGAUUAAGGUAAGAAACAAGCCAUAUAUAAAUGUUAUUGAUGGAGAGGGAGGGAGGGGAUGCGAGCGAAACAUUUGCAGUCCCCCGAAUCUCUCUCUCUCUCCCGGAAGAGAUGGGGCUUCCCAGCCCGAGGUUGGUGUCCUUCAGCUGCCAAGCCUGGAGGGUCCUUAAAACAUGCGUUGGCCUCGCCACCCGUGAGGGGCUUCAGCGAGCCGUUCAGAAAAUGUGUGGGCAGAGGUGGGCGGGGGGAGGAAGCCAGGAUGGCAUACGGGGAGAACAUCCGCUGAACUGGGCUGAAGGGCUUGGAAGUGCCACCCCGGGAAGAGAAGGAGAAGGUAGAAGGUGGUCAACCAAAAUCUCCAUAUUGCUGCUGCUGCUGCUAAUUCCUGCUGCUGCUAUGUUCCAUAAAACUCAUUCCUUUUUUUUUUUUUUUACUGUGUCUGGAAUCGGGUGCUGUUCAGCCUCCACGCAACCAAAACAGCCUGCCUUAAACCUCUUUACCUACGGCCUGCCUUCCAAACCUCCUUGGGGCUUUUCUGUCCUCUUCUGCCCCGCCUCGUCUGUACGUUGGAAGGGGAGAGGGAAGGGGGAAAAAAACGGGACACCAACCAACUCCAAAAUGAAACGACGUAGAUAAACAAUUCCCAAACGAAUCCUCAAGCCCUCAAACACUCUAGCCGAUGGAUAUCUUCUCCAUCAAUUGACCUACCGGGGCUUCUUCUGCGUCCCUCCCCUUGGUUCCCGGUGGGCCAUUUCUGACCUCCUUGGUCCCAUUCUUGCUGCUAAAAUCCCGUCCUCUGCACUCAAGAAGCCUGGGCUUGUUUGAGCUGGGAGGCCACCUAUACGGGUUUUGUCUCCAUUGACAAAGCCACCAUGCCCUCUCGGCCUUGGUCCAAGAGAAACGGAGGCUCGGGCAGAUUACUGAUGGAACGGAACCACGAUUUAAGCCUCCUGAUCUACACCCAGUUGCUAGUUCCCACUAGAGAAGACCCACUGAAUUGAUGGCUGGAUAUGAAGUUAGCUACGUAUGUGGAAUUCUCAGUCAACGCUUGUGCGGGGGUCAGAAUCCGGUCCUAUUGAUGGACUGAGUCUAGUCUUGUCCGGAUGAUGUGCAGAAUCCAGAGUGGUGGUGUUGCUGAGUUCCUCUGUUUUCAAGUAGGGUCACUGCCAUGUCAGAAUACAGUGAUGUUGAGAACACACCGUAGACCUGGGAGACUCAUCAGAUCAACCUCUCUGUACAGUGAUGCCUUGCUAGACAGUUAACCCGCUUCGCAAACCGAUUUUCGCUUGACGAUU
This is a messenger RNA of Pogona vitticeps (central bearded dragon), 3521 nucleotides long. NCBI's taxonomy places the organism in Eukaryota, Metazoa, Chordata, Lepidosauria, Squamata, Agamidae. The record is from RefSeq and is a predicted model, not a curated record.